AUGGAAAGGAUUAUUAAUUGGAAUGUGAGGGGGAUCAACACCCAGAGGAAGCAAAAUGAGGUGAAAGCUUUUGUUCAAUCUCAUGGAGCUGGGUUAGUUGGUCUCCUUGAGACAAAGGUGCCCUAUGCUAAGAUGGGGGCCUUGUAUGUUAACAUGUUCAAUGGUUGGUGCUUUACUACCAACAGUUGUAAAAGUAAAGGGGGUAGGAUUGUGUUGGCAUGGAACCCAAAUGCCUUCAGUCUUAGUGUGUUGAUGGUCAGUAGUCAAUUGAUUCAUUGUUUGGUUUGUCAAAAGAGUGGUGAUGUGGAGUUUUGCUGCACUUUUGUCUAUGCCUUCAAUCAUAGCAGAGAGAAAGAGGAUAUGUGGAGGGACUUGAGUGGUCUUGGCAAUGGUAUAUCCAAGCCUUGGUUGGUGUUAGGUGAUUUCAACUGUGUUCUGAAUGUGGAUGAAAGAGUUGGUGCCCCUGUGAGGUACCAAUCAAUGGUUGACUUCAGAAACUGUGUCAAUAUACGUGGCUUAGAGGAUGUUAAAGCUGUUGGUCACUUCUACACUUGGAAUAACAAGCAAGCAGGAGAUGCUAGGGUGUUUUCUAAAAUUGAUAGGAUUCUGGCAAAUGACCUAUGGUUUCAGAAUUACCCUAAUGCAGAAGCUGGUUUCUUGUCUAAGGGUGAGUAUGAUCACUGUCCUGUUGUGCUUGCUGUUUAUCCUAUUGAUAACAUUGCAAAGAAGCCAUUUAGAUACUUUGCUAUGUGGAAACAUGCUGAAGGUUACACUGAUCUGGUGAAGAUUAACUGGUCAAAGGGGGUUGUUGGCACCAGGAUGUACCAGGUGGUCCAGAAGCUUAAAAGAAUGAAAGGAGUGUUUAGGGAACUAAAUAAUACAGGGUUCAAUGAUAUUCAUGUUGCUGAUCUAAAAGCUAAACAUGAUUUGGAAAUAUGCCAGAAGGAGCUCCACUCUAACCCCAGUGAUAGUGAGCUUGCUGAUAGAGAGGUGGAAGCUGCAAAAAAGUAUAAAAUCAUGCAUUCUGCUUUCAUGUCUUUUUUAAAACAGAAAGCAAAGGAAGCUUGGGCUAAGGAUGGUGAUGAAAAUAGUUCUCUAUUCCACAAAAGCAUCAGGGCUAGAACCAUUCACAACGUUGUUCAUGCCAUACAUGAUAUGAAUGGUAAUUGGGUGUGUGAUCCCAAGUCUGUGUCUAAUGCCUUUUUGGAGUACUAUCAGAAACUUUUGGGUACCAAAGAUGUUAGUAGAAGCACUGUCAUGCCUGAAAUUGCUGCUUUAGGGAAGUAUGUAUGGGCAAUAGCUAGGAAGCAAGACACAAUGUGGGUUAGAUGGGUGAAUGCCAUCUACAUUAAGGCUACUGAUUGGUGGGAGUAUCAGCCAAAAGCUGAUAGUGGAUGGUACUGGAGGAAGAUCUGUAGUGUUAAGGAGGAUCUGAAGAUGUUGUUCACUGAGAAUGAGUUGGCUCAAAUGCCUAAAUACUCUAUUCAUAAAGUUUACCAGAAGCUGAUCCAGCAUGAUGACAAGGUCCCUUGGGGGUCUGCAGUGUUGAAUAGAGCUUCUAUUCCUAAAACUAGAGUGAUUUGUUGGCUGUUGGUGUAA
Messenger RNA from Spinacia oleracea (spinach), 1599 nucleotides. RefSeq lists its product as uncharacterized. The coding region runs from base 1 to 1599 and encodes 532 amino acids. The transcript has a single exon. Gene Ontology annotation, molecular function: catalytic activity. NCBI's taxonomy places the organism in Eukaryota, Viridiplantae, Streptophyta, Magnoliopsida, Caryophyllales, Amaranthaceae. The record is from RefSeq and is a predicted model, not a curated record.